Messenger RNA from Nematolebias whitei (Rio pearlfish), 989 nucleotides. RefSeq names its product MICOS complex subunit mic25a. Lineage: Eukaryota; Metazoa; Chordata; Actinopteri; Cyprinodontiformes; Rivulidae. The record is from RefSeq and is a predicted model, not a curated record. The transcript is spliced from 9 exons. The coding region runs from base 137 to 844 and encodes 235 amino acids. Gene Ontology annotation, cellular component: MICOS complex; mitochondrion. Gene Ontology annotation, biological process: inner mitochondrial membrane organization.
UAUUGGAGUAUUUUGACCACUAGUCGCUGUGGCGGCGUCUCUGUCUUAUUUAUGUCUUCAUACUGUCACAGAAAUCGAGUCUAAUUUUAUUAUUUUUGUGUUUUUAUAACCCCGUGGGAACGGGUAGCUGGUGACAAUGGGAGGAAAUGGAAGCACCGCGAGGAAUGUGUCAUUCGGACUGGACGAAAAGGAGAAGGUCACAGUUAUUGAAGGAGUGAAGCUUUCAGAGGAUGUCCUCCGGCGGAUGAGGGAAUCUCAGGGAUCGAAAAGCACGGAGACAUCGGCGCCUCCACAAAGUCAAAAACCUGCCGGACCACCAACAGCAGAAAUAAAGGAAGAAAUGCAUAAAAAGUUUGAGCGUCAGCAGGCUCUGGUUCAGGAGCAGCUGGUCAAACUGGCCCAGAGGGAGAGAGAGGCUGCAGCCAUCACAAACCCGAGUGAGCUGACCCCUGCCCUCAUCGUGGAGAAACAGAAGGUUCACGAAGAGCAGGACAAGGCCAAAUUACUGCCAGCAGAUUUGGAUGCAUGGGCCAAACAACUGGAUCGGAAAGAACAGGAGCUGGCCACCAUUUCCAGUUUUUACAAAGAGCAACUAGAUAUACUCGAGAAAAAGAGUUUGGACAACUACAAGCAAACGGUUGAAGAGUACAGCCAGGCAUCAGCUAAAACUGAAGCUUGUAUACGGGCCCGACCAACUACACCUGUGUGUGGUGAGCUCCAGGUUAAGGUGCUUCAAUGUUACAAAGAAAACCCUCAGCAGACCCUGCACUGUUCCAGCCUGGCCAGACAGUACAUGACCUGUGUUCAGCUAGCAAAGAAGAGCCCUUUGACGAAUCACGGCUGAGACGUGCAAAGAAAAAAGCACGAGCGAGUGGAGAAGAAGUGAAGAAAAUGAAAACGCAUCAAAUCCGUCCAUGUUUUUUCCUCCAUAUCGCCUCUCUGUCCAGCCAUUCGUUGGGGCCACCAUGAUGGAUCAACUCUUACCUUUU